AUGUCAUUGACAAAAAGGAACCAUGUUGAGACUCCUGAAGAGGCUAAAGCAAAGUAUAGAAGGUUUUGUUCAAGAUUAAAUAUAUGGCUUCUAAAACAUGAUACAAAAAUUGAUGAUAUCGAUCUGAUAUUUUUCCCAAUCCAUGAUGUAGACCACUAUUAUGUUGUCUGUUUCAACAUUAAAAAUCCAUCAAUAGAGAUCAUUGACAACAAUAGAAUUGCAGAUGGCAGCAAUGCAGUCUAUGAUGGAUUACCGGAAUGCUUGCAACAACAUUUUGUGAGCUACUUGGAAACAAGCAGUCCGGCCAAGAGUAAACAGUUGGGCAGCGUUUCAAUUGUUCGACUAGAUAUGAAAUGGCGAACAAUGUAUAACAAGGUGGAUUCUGGAGUGUUUGCCAUUAACCAUAUGGAAACCUACAAAGGCAAUGGAUUGAGGAACUGGGAAUGCAAAUUUGCAUAUGAAAAGGGAGUUCAACAGAAAAAACAGCUGGAGAAGGCAUGCCAGAUUUAUGCCUCAAAGAUUAUAUAUUCACCAAUAAAUCUGUACAAAAACAAAAUGGUGAAUGAGAUCAAGUCGUUGUGUCAACCAAGAUGA
Messenger RNA from Daucus carota subsp. sativus, 594 nucleotides. RefSeq lists its product as uncharacterized. Gene Ontology annotation, molecular function: cysteine-type peptidase activity. Gene Ontology annotation, biological process: proteolysis. NCBI's taxonomy places the organism in Eukaryota, Viridiplantae, Streptophyta, Magnoliopsida, Apiales, Apiaceae. The record is from RefSeq and is a predicted model, not a curated record. The transcript is spliced from 4 exons. The coding region runs from base 1 to 594 and encodes 197 amino acids.